UCAAAAUCAAACGGAGAAAGCUUCUUCACCCACUCUGUUAUUUGUGUGCAUAAAUAAAGUAUAUAAACCCCGUUGUGUGUAAUUGCAGAAAAAUCCAUAGUAAAGUAAAAAAAAAAACAUUAGAAGGGCCAUCAGCAAUGCAGGUGACCAUUUUUAAUCUUAUUAAAUUUGUGGUCUUAACAGCUAGUCUCAUAAGCUAUUCAUCAAGUCUCAAGAUCGGAGAAACAUGUUCAGAUAGCAACAAAUGUGACUCGGGCUUUCAAUGCAACACUUGUCCUAUUAAUGGGAACACUAGGCCUAGAUGUACCCGUCUUCAACCCUUGAGUCCUACUUCAAAGGUUAAAGGUCUGCCAUUUAACCGGUAUUCAUGGCUCACAACCCACAAUUCAUUUUCCAUAGUCCGUGCUGUGUCGGAUACUGGUUCUAUAGUUGUUGCUCCAAGGAAUCAGGAGGAUUCAGUCACUGAUCAGCUUCGAAAUGGUGUUCGAGGGCUGAUGCUUGAUAUGUAUGACUUUAACAACGACAUCUGGUUGUGUCACUCCUUCGGAGGAAAAUGUUUAAAUGUUACAUCUUUCAGACCUGCAAGUAAAACUCUUAAAGAGAUCCAAGUGUUUCUGGAAGGAAACCCAACAGAGAUUGUAACCAUUUUUAUUGAGGAUUAUGUUACAACCCCAAAAGGAUUGACUAAGGUCUUUAAAGCAUCUGGUUUAGACAAAUACAUGUUUCCUCUGUCUCGGAUGCCUAAAAAUGGUAGUGAUUGGCCUACGGUGGAUGAUAUGGUCCAAAAGAAUCAACGGUUGGUGGUAUUUACCUCUAAAUCAUCCAAGGAGGCAUCAGAGGGCAUAGCUUAUGAGUGGAGAUAUGUAGUGGAAAACCAGUAUGGAAAUGAAGGAAUGGUAGCUGGUUCCUGUCCAAACCGUGCUGAAUCCUCUCCAAUGAACACUAGUACCAUUUCACUUGUUCUUCAGAACUACUUCCGUACAGAUCCAAACUUAACAGCAGCAUGCAUGGAUAACUCAGCUCCAUUAAUUAGCAUGAUGGACACUUGUCAAAAAGCAGCUGGCAAACGAUGGCCGAACUUUAUAGCUGUUGAUUUCUACCAAAAAAGUGACGGGGGAGGAGCUGCAGAAGCUGUAGAUGAAGCAAAUGGCCAUCUGACUUGUGGAUGUGGCAGCAUAGCCUAUUGCAAGGAAAACGCAACAUUUGGUACGUGCGACACUCCUCCAAUUUCUCCACCGCCACCAGCUGCAGCCACAGCUGAGCCAACUUCUCAAACUGCCAGCAGCGCUUCCUCUCUAACCACAUUUGUGCAAUUUCAGUUCUUUUUAUGGACUAUAUUAAUUAUAACAGUGUUCUUCUCUAAUCUCUGAACUACAUGACUUUAUUAUAUUUUAAAGAGAUUGUGUUUUGCCAAUUUGUACUUGGCUGGUGGUCACUGAAUCAUAUGAUCUUCCCAGAGAAACAUAACUGUUGUAUGUAUGUUUUUUUCAAUGAUAUUUCUCUCUUAAUUA
This is a messenger RNA of Daucus carota subsp. sativus, 1511 nucleotides long. RefSeq names its product PI-PLC X domain-containing protein At5g67130. Gene Ontology annotation, biological process: lipid metabolic process. The transcript is spliced from 9 exons. NCBI's taxonomy places the organism in Eukaryota, Viridiplantae, Streptophyta, Magnoliopsida, Apiales, Apiaceae. The record is from RefSeq and is a predicted model, not a curated record. Gene Ontology annotation, molecular function: phosphoric diester hydrolase activity. Bases 138 to 1370 code for a protein of 410 amino acids.